AGAAAGAAAACUGUUUCUCAAAAACAAAAACUAUAAGAACAGCUGAUAAAUGAUAAAUAAAGAAUUAGGAUUGAAGAAAGAAGAUUGAAGUGUUGUUCUGUUUGUUUGUUUUGUUAUUGAAUUGAAUCGAAUCAAUUUAGGCUAUAUUCUGUAAGAAUAAUUUAUUAUGUUCGUUGCUGUCAUUUCAUUUAUCUUCAACAUAAACUGAACUGAAUUCUUAGUGACAUUUAAAUUAUAGCCUAGUAAAUGUUCCUUAUAACCUAGGCCUACACAACGAUGUUAUUCUUAUGGUGUAACGUGUAACUUAAUUAAAGCGUAUUGGAAGAACCUAUGGCUACCUAGAUAAGUCUUCUAGCCUAUCCCAAUAGGCUACAUUGUUCAAUUGAAAGUUAACCAUUCUUUGCUGUACAUCCAAAGUGAUGAGUGUAAAUUUGUAAAUUAGCAUACACUUCGUCCAGUUUAUAAUCAUUUAGCCUAUAUGGAAUAGCCUAGCCUUUGUUCAAGACCUCCUUUAACACCCCAAACUUCUGUCAAGACUCAUUAACUUAGGUCUGCAUAAGUUAGCCUCUUGCCCUAUAAGAUGAUAAAUCAAGAUAAAGGUCAAGGACGAUUUUUCGUUCAGACCAAAAGUGACAACAAUGCAGAUUUUGUCAGUCGUCAAAAAAAUGUUUUUGAAAAGCUUGACGCUGUCAUGAAAAGUAAUGAAUCUAGUAUCGCUAAGCUCAAUGACAAUAAAAGGAGCCAUGGGAAUGAAGAAAAGGCCACCUUUAAGAGGCAGAAAUCAGAAACACGUCCAUUUCGUGGCCAAGAGAGUAUUUUUAAAAGACCUGAAGCUCCUGCCCCCUCUAGAUUUCAAAAAAAUCUUCCAGACUUUCUACGGCGCCCAGAUAAAUGGACCAAGUAUACUCUGAGUGAUGUUUCACAGGAUGAUAUGUCGGAUCAAAGUAAUACUGCUGCGGCAAUGUCUUUCUUAAGAGAAUUGAGAGCGAAAAAGGAAUCUCAAGACAUGGAUGUUGAUAGUGAAAAGCUCAGCAAACCUACUUUCAAAAAAACUCAAAGGAAGCGAGAGGUUUCUGAAGAUAAGUCCUCUUCGCAGAUUUUCAGGAGCUCUAAAGUCGUCAUGCCAGAAUAUGUUGUCGGAGAAAAGAAACCGUCAUCAAGUAAGAAACAGAAGGCAAAACCUGAAAAAGGCAAAGAAAUUAAACUUGAUCAUUUGGAUGAAGAAGAAGAUGAUGAAUUGUGUUAACUUGGACACUAAUUUAUUCCUCUAAAAAAGGAGAACCUCAAAUGACCAAGGUAAUAACAUAUUUUUCUUUUGAUUGAUUCAUAUCUUAAAUGUAACUUGUAAACUCUUAUUAAAAUGUAGAACAACA
Macrosteles quadrilineatus (aster leafhopper) is the source of this 1373-nucleotide messenger RNA. Its product is annotated as protein TSSC4-like. The transcript has a single exon. The coding region runs from base 581 to 1246 and encodes 221 amino acids. Lineage: Eukaryota; Metazoa; Arthropoda; Insecta; Hemiptera; Cicadellidae. The record is from RefSeq and is a predicted model, not a curated record.